GUAAUACUGCGCUGACGGUCUGUGUCGGUCAAGUCAAUCUUCGUCGCUCUGCAGCGUAUUCUUGUGGCAGGGCAUCUCCCCCUUCCCUCCUUUGAAGUCACUGGAAGUCUGCACCAGCAAUUAAUGGCCCUUCCGCGCUGGGGAGGCAGCUCUGCUCAAUUGUCAUGUCGCGCACUUCUCGGCAUAUUCCUUUUGGCGACACCUGUCUCGUCGAUAUGGCCAUUCUCACCCAAACGAUUCUUGAAGAGUUCGCUUAUACAAGCAGGGCCGUUAGGACUGGAUGACGGCGGACGUAUAAUUGCUUUCGGCGACUUUAAUGGUGAUCAAUUCCUGGACGUGCUGUCUCUUGACUCAAGCCAGCAGGAGCUUUCUGUUUACCUCUGGAAUCACGACGAAUUUCUAUUUCAGAAAGCUUCGUCCAUCCAACAUCCAUCCCCUAUUUCUAACGUUGUUCCCGGCGACUUCACGCACGACGGGAAGCUAGAUAUUCUGGUCAUGAGUGAAGACACGUGGCGGGAUACACUAAACAUGGCCCUUUACCAGGGUAAUCAUGACGGAACCUUUGCCUCCCAGCCUAUAUCAGUGCCACCAUCCACUCUUUCACAACCUAUUCCUGUUGACAUAAAUGGAGACAUGAAGAUCGACCUGUUAGGGAUACCGACUGACAAACGAGGGUCCUCUGAUCCCAUGCGAGUCUGGCAAAACAGCUGGAAUGUAUCGAACAGUGAGGCGCCCUUGUUUGAAUUGACCGAUCCACUGUUCAACGGAUCUCAGUGUACUCUUGCGUCCCCGCAUAGCAAUGCAGCGAUAGACCUGAACGGGGAUUGUCUUGCAGACAUUUUUCUGGUAUGCGACGAGGGCUCUGGACAACGGUCGUUUCAAAUAUGGGUGAACAACAAGGACGCGGGGUUUACGUUGGCGCAGCACGAGACGCUCCCUUCCGGAGUCCAAGCUAUCUCAUUUGCUGACAUCGACCGGGAUGGUUCGAUCGACAUGGUUUUCACAACGUGCUCUCACGUAUCUUCAAGCGGGGUCGGUUCUGGCUGUUUGCUCAAUAUAGCAUAUAACAAGCAGCUACCUGUCUGUCCCUCCACGACCUCACCUAGUGUCAAUAAACAAGGCCAGUCAAUAUGUAGACUGCCUGUGGAUCUUUGUAACGCAGACCCCAAUUUCCGUUUUGACGUUAGCAUCAGUCCGGAUAACAAUGCGCUCACACGGAUCCCAAUACACUCGCUUCUGGAAUCCACAUCACAAUCCAUCGUUGUCCUUGAUACCACAUUUUCCCCUUCUAUUCCGCUACCUAUCCGGCUAGGAGAUAUCAAUUUGGACGGCUUUCCCGAUCUCAUGCUCAUUGUUACCGAUGGUGGCGCGCGCACGCCGAAGCUAUUAGUAUCGGAGCCAUGUGCUAAGGGUCUCGCCGGCUGUGACCAGAAUGGGCGUGGCAGGCGUGGAUUCAGGUUGGUACACAAGGACACCGAGAGCUUGGAGGCCAUCAAAGAUGCCAGGGGUGUAGCAUUCUUGGAUCUAGACGAAGAUGGAACGCUCGAUAUUCUAGUGCAGAGGACGGGAACACAAGGCGAGGGAACAGUAUCGCUCAUACAAAACAACUUCUAUUACGAUGCUUUCUUCCUUAAGGCGAUCGUGCUGAACGGCGCAUGUGAUGGCGGAUGGUGUUCGUUGCCUAAUGGUUCUACAUACCUGCCUUUCGGCGUAAGUUACUCUGGCGCUUCGUAUAAAUACACCGUCCUCGGUACAGACGGUCGACGGUCUGCUGCUCAAGUGGGCCAAUUGCCCCAGACGUCUUAUCACGCCCUUCAGGUGCCGUAUGCGUUCCUAGGUCUCGGCCGCACGAACAAUUAUAUCGAGAACCUAUUUGUUGGGUCGACGAAGCACACGCAGGACCACUACACCAACAUGGAGGGCGUCAUUCCGAACUCGCGUCUCGUGAUUCACCCACCACCAGGCAAAGAUUCUGGAUCGUGGAAACGCGAGUUGUAUCUAAGACCGGGCGAGUGGAUACCCUGGGUGACCCUGACAGUCAUCAUUACGACUGCGAUAUUGGCAAUCAUCGUGUUCGUGUUACAUCUGAAUGAAAAGAGAGAGGAUGAACUGGAGAGAAGGAAGGCGUCACACCAUAUCAACUUUGAUGCUCUAUGAGACGAAUUCGUGUAGGUUGGUAGUCUGUCAAGUAUACUGCGAAUUCUCAACGGUGAUCAAUGAAUUCUUACUGGGAUGGCCAGU
Molecule: messenger RNA, 2241 nt
Organism: Pisolithus orientalis
Lineage: Eukaryota; Fungi; Basidiomycota; Agaricomycetes; Boletales; Pisolithaceae
Exons: 13
Coding region: 124-2157 (677 amino acids)
Cellular component (GO): plasma membrane
Source: RefSeq, a predicted model, not a curated record